AUGUCAGAAAAUUAUCCCGAGGUUGAUGGGGAUGAUUCUGAUCUCAAAGAGUGUUUACUAGAAACCCUCAGAUCUGAUGGAACUCUUAAAAAAAUUCAAGAUCAGCUUAGUGCAGCGGUGUAUGCGGCAUUUUAUCGAAAAUCGCCACAAACGCCAGCUCAGAAUGAAUCGAAAUUAGCCUUUCUGACUUCAAAGCAAAAUGGCCUUGAUGCUUUAUCAUUACUUGUGGACUUCCUACAAACUCUGGAAUUAAAGAAGACACUUAAUGUGUUCAUGCACGAAACUGGUCUAGAUGAAUUAAAACUUGAACGAAGGGAAGACCUAAUUCACCAGUAUAAUGUGGAAUCUAUCACCGAGAGCGUACCUAUCCUCCCUAUAUUGCUAGAUUCAGUUGCAAAUCAGUCAGUUGAUCCUUCAAAGCUUCACAAAGCCGUUCUAGACAAAGAAUCAGAUAAUGAGAAUUUCAAUCCCGAUAGUGGAAGAAUUCCGCAAAUUCUCAAUAUAAAUAACUCACAUUUCCCUGACGGCUUGUCUAAUGAUGUGCACAACCGAAACCAAUCGCCUCCACAAACUUCAAUUGCUUCUCCAACCAGAUCUGGGCCAUAUGAAAGCGGUCGGUCGUUAAAUGAUAGACAUCUGGAACUCUAA
Molecule: messenger RNA, 648 nt
Organism: Rodentolepis nana
Lineage: Eukaryota; Metazoa; Platyhelminthes; Cestoda; Cyclophyllidea; Hymenolepididae
Source: the annotation of a GenBank genome assembly